This is a messenger RNA of Oppiella nova, 2712 nucleotides long. The record is from the annotation of a GenBank genome assembly. Lineage: Eukaryota; Metazoa; Arthropoda; Arachnida; Sarcoptiformes; Oppiidae.
UUUUUUAUUCAUCGCACAAUUUUUAUAAUAAAAUUAAUAUUAAUUUAAUAGUUAUGUAAAUUUCUUUUAAAACGUUUUUAUAAAACAAUUCAUACAAUGUUUUCAAACAAAUUGUGUUUUAAAUUAAUUCAUAAAGUGCUUACAAUUUCAAUAGUUUUUGUGUAUAUAAUCCCAAAUUCUUGUGAUACUUAUGCCGACAAUAAUAUAACGGAUGAAACGAGUGGACAGUAUUUCGGUGCUCAGGAACUCAUAUCCAGAAGUGAACCCAAAUUAUUGGGGAUUUUUGCCGACGGAGUCACUGAUCGUACAAAUAAUAGUGUUAUAAGAUUUAACGAUAAUUAUGGGGUCGGAUUAAAAGAUCAAUUUACAAUAAAUAAGCGAGAACAAAUUGGAGACGAUGACCAAACGAGUGCACAAUUGCCAGAAUAUGGCACUAAUAUAAGCCAAAAAAGCCAUUCAUUAAAUCUAUGUAAUAAAUUGGGUGAACAAAGUGAACCGGAGCCUAACUGUUUGCUCAGUCCUAUACAAACACCUUCAGUGAAUAAUCAGAUAGUGCCUUUAUAUCCCGUAUACUUUCAUAUGCAUGAUGCGGAUGUUCAGAAAUCCAAUCCCCUCAAAAUGCCUCGGGAAUCAUAUAUCGCAAUGAUGGUGAAGGUGUGUAGUAAACCUUAUGGUCAGCUAUUGAUAUACGACGAGGAGUCCAAAAAACAUUUAUUGAGUUUUAAUAAUGAUGGUCACACCGAUAUGUGUAACUAUUACGGUGACCAAAGUAUUAAUAAUUACGAGACCUUUGUAUCCGAUUCUAAUAAUACUUUUUCUCUUGAUAUCUACUACUUCGUGAUUAACUUCCGGGACAUCUCUGAGCGGGAACUGUAUUGGAAGGACGAUGAAGACCACUACCAAGAGGUCGCUUACGUCCCAAACACUGUCAUCACAUAUAAACUGAUGCCUCCGCCGCCCACCGGAGGCAAGGAUAUUAGGGUCGGCAUUAGGAUAUACAUUGAAUACCUGGACAUUGACGUGGAUUCUGGCGAUUUCGUGCUCAUAGGACCCGGUUCUGAGCCAACGCACCGGGAGUUAAGCAAAGCACAGAUAAUCACUGAACUUAUUGGCGAAGAUGAUGACGACCAAGAAGUGUUCAUUUAUGCCGAUUCGGCUUAUAUUCGUUUAGUGACCCAUAAUUCCCUGAAAACGGGAACAGCUGAGCAACUGACCCAACAGAAGGGAACGGCUCUCAAGUUCAGGUGGUAUGAGCCCAACAUAACUGUAACGGACCGUCCGGAUGAACAGGUGCCCCAACGAGUGCGGGACUCUGCCGUCCAGGUGUGUGUCAUAGACCAGAGUUGUGCCACAUUUAACACCACAUAUAAGACGGCAUUCAUCGACGAGUUGGUACACAUCGCCAAUGUCUUCCUCUUCAAAGACUCCGACGACAAAGACGUCAAGAAUUUGGUUUCCAGUGAAUCGGUGUAUUUAUUCAACACCGAAGACAAUGUCCGCAUCCGUAACGGCAAGAGUGACAUAUCGUGUCAGAUGGAAAUGGCGAUCACGAGUCCCAUAGACGUGCACUGGCCUAUGGUUGCCUACAAUGUGCUGAAGAGUAUAUUCUUCAAGAGUGGCAGUCGAGAGAUGCAUAUCAUGAGAGGGAAGGAUGUCUUUAAGACAUAUAAAGUGACGGAUUGUGCUCAUGAGUCCAUAUCGUUCUGGAGAAUGAUUUUACCCAUAAUUGUCAUACUUGUCGUCUCCAUUGCCCUAAUGUUGGUCGCCUGGAGAUAUCAAGCCCACAAUUGGUCUCAGGCCCAGAGCGCAAAUAACACAAAGUAUGCGAGCGCACCGGUAGUCGAGCAAAAUGAGGACAUACUGUACGCUAAGGGCGGCGGACCUAAAGACAAUCCAAUAUUCGUGGACUUAGAGACCAAUACAUCGCCGACCAGUAACCGGAAUACUCCUAAUAAUAUCAAUAAAAAUAUUGAUGUCGUAGAUAGUGGCCAACCAUUACAUGCUUCACAACUACCCCAGACAUCACAUCCCAUUCAGCCCCACAAACCUGUUUCAAACCAGACAUCGGACUCGUCGUACGCCUCGUCGAGGAAUAGACUGACUUCAGUGAAUGAAUCGCCAGAAUUUGUGAAGAAAUUAUGGGUCCCUCCCACUGAUGGCCGACCAGAGAAUGAGUACGUAUUGGAUAACAAGGGGUUUGACAGCAGGGAUGACAUCUCCGGUGCCCGAAGUCAUGAUGCCGUCAGAGAUAUGGACUUCAGAUCCAACACAUUCAGCGCACCAAAAACACCCGAUGAAGUGACACCACCCGAGCCUAUUACUGGUCUGAACGGCACUCAACACGAGAGUCUGCGCUCAUACCCGAAGUCAGCGCUACGGCAACGGACUAUUGAGAUGGAGAACACCGUUCCCCUCACAACCGGCACCCAAUUCAUGUCCGUAAACGACCCGUUCCGGCGCUCAUCCAAAGUCCAGUUUGAACUCCCAAACCGACGCCCCAACGAACCGCCCUUUCAUCGCAAUUAACACCAAUUUAUUUUCAAGUUUAUUAUUUGAGUCCAUUAAACAUAUUUAAAACACUUAUUAAUGCCGUAUAUUUAAAUUUUGAUUCAAUAUUUUUAUAUUAUACAAGUAUUUUAUAAUAUAAUUCUUUAAAAAUCAGGGAAAUAUAAUGCAAUAUUUUUGUUUAUUAAUUAAUAUUCUGAUCAAUAC